This is a messenger RNA of Labeo rohita (rohu), 2637 nucleotides long. RefSeq names its product intestinal mucin-like protein. NCBI's taxonomy places the organism in Eukaryota, Metazoa, Chordata, Actinopteri, Cypriniformes, Cyprinidae. The coding region runs from base 16 to 2319 and encodes 767 amino acids. Gene Ontology annotation, cellular component: extracellular matrix. The record is from RefSeq and is a predicted model, not a curated record. The transcript is spliced from 19 exons.
CCAAUAGGUUUGUGCAUGAGCUGGGGUGGCCCUCAUUACAGAACUUUUGAUGGACAAUACUAUACUUUCCAAGAAAACUGCACUUAUGUUUUGUUCCAAGAAAUCAUCCCAAGAUACAAUAUCAGUGUCCAUGCUAAAAAAUACAAUUGUGAUGUUAAAAAUAAUCUCACCUGCCCUGUGUAUGUGAUUCUUUACAAAUCCUACAAUAUCACGCUGACCUGCAAUCAUGCAGAGAUCCAUGUCUAUGUUAAUAAUGACAUGAAGAAGCCAACAUAUGUAAUCGAUAACAUUAUAAUCACCACGACUGGCAUGGAAGUGACUGUGAACAUCUCUGAAAUCAAAACUGAGAUUAAGGUCAGAGAAUUAAAUUUCGAAAUCACACUCCCAUUCUCCUACUUCCAUGAUAAUACACAAGGACAGUGUGGGUAUUGUGACAACAACACCAGAAAUGACUGCAGACUUCCUAAUGGAAAAACUGACAAUUCAUGUGAGCACAUGGCACAGUUUUGGAUGGACCCAAAUUGUACUGUACCUACACCUACACCUACACCUCCACCUCCACCUCCACCAUGUCAUACAUCUACGCCUCACAACACUACUGUCUGUGAAAUCAUCAUGACUGUUUUUAACAGCUGCCAUGAUGCUGUUCCCUAUCAGGACUAUUAUAAAGCAUGUAAAUAUGAUGUAUGUACAAUGAAAAAUGAGUCUGCUGCCUGCGCUAGUGUGGAGGCCUAUGCACAGCUAUGUGGCCAAAACUCAAUCUGUGUAGACUGGAGAAGCUCACCUGUCCUCAAAGGGCUAUGUGUAUUCGACUGUCCCAGUUCAAAAAUCUACAAGGCUUGUGGACCCCCAGUGGAAAAAUCCUGCAGUGCAUCGUACAAUAAGAUGUAUGCAGAGAACAAAUGUCCCAGCGAUAAUUCAAACAAAACUGUCACAGAAGGUUGUUAUUGUCCUGAUGGUCAAUAUCGGGUUAAUAUGACAUCGGAUAUGUGUACAGCUUACUGCGAUUGCAUUGGCCCUGAUAAUUUACCUAGAAAGCCCGGAGACACAUGGACAGAUGAUUGUAACAUAUAUAAUUGCACUACUUCUGGCAUUCCUUUGAAAGAGCCUGUAAAGUGUCCAACUGAAAUGCCCUGUCCUACCGGAUACAACAGAACCGUUAAAGACUGUUGUCCAACUUGUGUGCAUAAAGAUGUCUGUGUGUACAAUAACACUGAGUACAAGGUUGGAGAAGUCCGCCAUUACACAUGUGAAACUAUUACUUGCCGUCAAAUUAAUGGCUCGUUUGUGGCUGAGAAGAUCUCUGAGAAUUGCACUAACUCGGGUCCAAGUGACUGUAAACUUGGCUAUGAAUAUGUGAAACAAAAAGAGGACUGCUGUGGAACAUGUGUACAGAGGAACUGUACUUACAUGAAAGACAACACUACAUAUAUGAUGCCGAUUGGAGAAGUCCACAUUUACAAGUGUGAAAAUGUUUCCUGUCAGAAAAUUGAUGGCAGGCCUGUGACUGAGAAGAGCUUUGGGAAAUGCACUUACUUGAGUCAAAGUGACUGUAAACUUGGCUAUGAAUAUGUGAAACAAAAAGAGGAUUGCUGUGGAACGUGUGUACAGAGGAACUGUACUUACAUGAAAGACAACACUACAUAUAUGAUGCCGGUUGGAGAAGUCCACAUUUACAAGUGUGAAAAUGUUACCUGUCGUAAAGUUAAUGGCUCGCCUGUGAUUGAGAAGAGCUCUGACAAGUGCACUUACUCAAGUUCACUUGACUGUAAACUUGGCUCUGAAUAUGUGAAACAAGAAGAGGAUUGCUGUGGAAUGUGUGUACCAAGGAACUGUACUUACAUGAAAGACAACACCACACAUACAAUGCGGGUUCAAGAAACAUACAAGUUUAAUUGUACAACUGGUACCUGCAAUAAAAUUAAUGGCUUGCUUAUGAUUGUGGAGAGCAUUAAAAAAUGCCCGGACUUCAAUCCAAAGGACUGUGUGCCUGGAACAUUAAAAUUGGACACAGAUGGAUGUUGCCAGAUCUGUGAAAUCAGCAACUGUGUCCUUGAGAAGAAUAUCACCCGUCUACAUGUCGAUGGUUGCACUUCUGUCAAAGAUGUAGAAGUUACAUCCUGCACUGGCCACUGUGACAGUAAAUCGAUGUAUUCGAUGUACACAAACAAUAUGAUGCAUAACUGUUCCUGCUGCAAGGAGAAUGAAGUGACCACUGAAGAAGUGAUGCUGCAGUGUCCCGACAGCACUAAUAUCGAGCAUAAAUACAAAUACAUUAAGAGCUGCACAUGCACUCCAACUAAGUGUAUAGACCUUUGAAUAAAAGACCCUGCUUGACUGCUGAUUUGAACAUGACUCAGUAAUCUGGCACAAUAAGAAAAUUAUUUCAAAUAUAUAUGUCCAUAAAUGACAAUAGCGAUGAUUUAAGAUGAUUGUUACAAUGCAUUAAUGGCUAAAGGUAUUUUGAAAAAAUUUUGCACCAUUUAUUUUUUUCCUGUGUGGUUUCAUCUAGGGGUAUGGUUAACUCUCAACGGGGGCAUUUUUUAUUUUAAUUGUUACAUUCUUUGGUAAUGCAUGAGCUUAUUCUGUACUUUUCUUUCCAAUUAACUGAAUUAAAAUCACAAUAAAGCAUAAUAA